Messenger RNA from Paramecium sonneborni, 1107 nucleotides. The record is from the annotation of a GenBank genome assembly. NCBI's taxonomy places the organism in Eukaryota, Ciliophora, Oligohymenophorea, Peniculida, Parameciidae.
AUGAAUUAAAGAAAUGAAAAAUAAGAAUAAUGUACUAACUUAUAUUUACCAUAAUUAAUAAACAAAGUAAAUUUUUAAAAGAUAAAUAUAGCCACUAGAAGAAAAUUCAAAAACCUUUAAGUAAAUAGGAUCAAUUAACACUUUAAAGACAAUUAGUCAAUUUAAAAAUGAUAGUAUAUCAGAGUUUUAAAUAAAAAAUGAUGUUUCAUAUAAUUAUUCAAAUAAAUUUACUUAAAGUAAUAAAGAAAAAAGCUAAAUUUAAUCUAAUAGAGCACAUACAGUCUGCAAAUAAUAUCAAUUUGUUAAUUAAUUAAGAAAUGAAAUUUAUUAUAAAAAUUAUUUCAUAGGAGGAAUUAAAGAAAUUCUAAGUAAAGAUAAAUAUUCUUAAAAUUUAAAAUAAAUGUGUUUAGAUUAACUAAACCAAAUCUAUAAAAAUGUCACUUGCAAUACUUAAAUUUUUAAUUCUAAAAAAUAAAUGCCUAAUCUUAUUUUAUCUAAAAAAUAUUCAAUAGCAAUAGAUUUAGAUGAAACACUUGUGCAUUCUGAAGAGUUAUAACCAAAUAAAAGAUAUGAUUUUUAAAAUCUUCAAUUUGGAGCUUUUAUUAGACCCUAUAGCUAAUAAUUUUUAUAACUGGUGAGUAAGCAUGCUAAUUUAUUCAUUUUUACUUCUUCCAAUUUAAAAUAUGCUAAAAUUGUAAAUAUUAAUCAAUAAUUUCAAUAAGAUUGCAUAAAUUCUUGAUCCUUAGAAAGAAUACUUUUAAGGAAUAUUUUUUCGAGAUCAUUGUACUGUAUUGAAAGACAAUACCUAAACAAAAGAUAUAAAUAUAAUUAGUGGUGAUUUAACGAAAAUUAUAUUAAUUGACAAUAAUCCCCAAUGUUUUAUGUAGAAUAUGAUUUAUAUAAAGUCCCUAACCUUUUAACGGAAUACCAAUUAUACCUUUUUUAGAUAGCAAAACAGACUAAGAACUGAUAAUUUUAUCUUAGUUUCUAGAGAGAGAAAUUUUCAAUGUGGAAGAUGUUUAACCAGUUAUCAAGAGAUUCUUUUAAUUCGAGUAAUUUCGAUAAUUUUAAAACGGUGUGUAAGCAUUUGAAAUACUUCAUAAUUGA